Molecule: messenger RNA, 727 nt
Organism: Eurytemora carolleeae
Lineage: Eukaryota; Metazoa; Arthropoda; Copepoda; Calanoida; Temoridae
Gene: RpL13
Product: 60S ribosomal protein L13
Exons: 6
Coding region: 44-676 (210 amino acids)
Biological process (GO): translation
Cellular component (GO): ribosome; cytosolic large ribosomal subunit
Molecular function (GO): structural constituent of ribosome; RNA binding
Source: RefSeq, a predicted model, not a curated record
AUCUUUGAUUUAUUGUUAUUUUAAUUUAAAUUCAGAUAGAAAAAUGCCAUCCAAGGGAAACCAGCUCAUCCCUAAUGGCCAUUUCCACAAGGAUUGGCAGAAGUAUGUGAAGACCUGGUUCAACCAGCCCGCCAGGAAGAUCAGGAGGAGGGAAAACAGGGUUGCCAAGGCUGCCCUUGUUGCUCCCCGUCCCCUGACCAAGCUCCGCCCCGUGGUCGCCUGUCCCACCUUCAAGUACAACAUCAAGCAGAGGGCUGGACGUGGGUUCACCCUGGAGGAGAUCAAGGCUGCUGGAUUCAGCAAGAAUAUCGCUAGGACCAUGGGAAUCGCAGUCGACUUCAGACGCAGGAACAAGUCCGUUGAGUCCCUGCAGUUGAAUGCCCAGAGGCUGAAGGAGUACAAGAGCAAGAUGAUCUUGUUCCCCUUGAACUCCAAGAAGCCCAAGAAGGGAGAUGCUACCCCUGAGGAGAUCUCCAAGGCUACCCAGCUUUCUGGAGAGGUUAUGCCACCCAAGCGUGUCGUUAAGAGGAUCCGUGCUAUGCCUAUUACUGAUGAUAUGAAGAACUUCAAGGCAUUCCAGGCCAUCAGACAAGCCAGAGCAUACAAGCGUCUCCACGGCAUGAGGCUGAAGAAGGCAGCUGACGCUGAGGCUGAUGAGAUCUCCAAGAAGAAGUAAACAAACAUUAGUGUUGAAAUCCUUGAAAAUAAAGAGUUGGCAAACAAUCUA